Molecule: messenger RNA, 1110 nt
Organism: Drechmeria coniospora
Lineage: Eukaryota; Fungi; Ascomycota; Sordariomycetes; Hypocreales; Ophiocordycipitaceae
Exons: 1
Coding region: 1-1110 (369 amino acids)
Source: RefSeq, a predicted model, not a curated record
AUGGCGACAGGGACAAUUCUCAGGGGCCGUCGAGUGGUUGAGCAGCGCUCGCGUGACCAUCAUGCUCUCGACGGGAAUCAUUCGCCAGCAGUAGUCGUCUUCUUGUCGAGGCGAGAAGCGAGGGCGGCAAAGGGAUCCUCGUUGCUCGGCAGCAUGCACAUGCUCGCCGACGAAACUCGCAGGUGUCAAAUGCGCUGCGGCCAUUCAUCCGUUUCACCAGCAGCCAACGCCGUCUGUGCCUUGACCUUGACGCCGCCCCUCUCCCCUUCGUUCACGCGCCUUUGGUGGAAUCGUCACUUCGCCUGUCGGCUCGGCUCGAAACCACUGCCCAGGAGCACGGCGACUGCGGUGCGCACGCAAUCCGAGAUGGACGAAUACCCCGCAUGUCCGCCGUCAAACGCGCAAACGCACCGGUGGUACGCAGCCGUCAAGGAACUCUGGUACGAGUUGGAAGGUCGGCUGCGCGAUGAGGACAGGCAGCGUUGGUUCGACAUGGUCGGCAAGCUUCCAUGCAGCAAGACGACCGCCACGCCCUUUAAUCACUCCAUCGGACGCAAUGCCCGAAUGACGGGAAACUGGUUUUCCUGGCUCUUCCUCAGGGCCAUGUUCGGUCAUGAGCGAAUUCGAUCGUGCAAAACGGCAGCCGCCGUCGCCCAAGCGAACCCGGGUACAGAUCUCGAGUUCGACGUCUUGCCAAAAGGAUACUUUGCCGAAUUCAUGGAUAGCUCAAACAUGUCCGUGUUUGCCACCUUGGAUGCACAUCCCGAAGCUGAUGGUUGCCUCGAUAGAGAAUCGUCGUGGACGUGCGACGAAGACGUGACAUCCGAUGCCGAGGGGACACUUGCCGAUGCCGACGGCGCCAUCAGAUGCAAGCGCACGGCCGAGCAUGGAACCGGCCGCGGGAGGGUGGCAAUCAAGAAAGCCAGAAUACACGGCCAAGAGAGGAUGUACGACGAGCUCCGGAGCAUAAAGGCGAAGAUUGCCAAGAUGGAAUCGGUCCACCGGCAGCUGGAUAAGCGGAUGGAGGAGCUUCUCGCCCAGCAGACGCGGCUCUGGGACCUCAUGAGAACGCAGUUUGAUGCCUAUCUCGACGAGAUCAAGUCCAGAUGA